Molecule: messenger RNA, 1757 nt
Organism: Oryza sativa Japonica Group (Japanese rice)
Lineage: Eukaryota; Viridiplantae; Streptophyta; Magnoliopsida; Poales; Poaceae
Source: RefSeq, a predicted model, not a curated record
CUACUAGUACACCAGACGACAACACACACACAAAAAAAAAAAAGAAGAGAAAAACCGAACGAAAAUCCCCUCGCGCAGACGACUACUACAUCCUUCUCGUCUCAUCCCGUCGACCCGCCGCCGCCUCAAUCUCGAAGCCUCGGCGAGGCUAGGGUUUCUGCGUCUCCAUGGGCUCUAAGAAGCGGUCGCCUCAGCAUCCGGCCGCCGCGGCGCCCCCUCCCGCCGUCGGCGGCGGCGGCGGCGGCGAGGUCUCCGGCGAUGGUGGCGCCUCGACGGCGAACGGGCCGGUGGUGCCGAAGCCGUCGGAGGUGGCGCCGUUCCUGACGAAGGUGUACGACAUGGUCUCGGACCCCGCGACCGACAACGUUAUCUCGUGGGCCGAGGGCGGCGGCAGCUUCGUGAUCUGGGACUCGCACGCCUUCGAGCGCGACCUCCACAGGCACUUCAAGCACAGCAAUUUCACCAGCUUCAUACGCCAGCUCAACACCUAUGGAUUUCGUAAAGUUCACCCUGAUAGAUGGGAGUGGGCCAAUGAAGGUUUUAUUAUGGGCCAAAAACAUCUUCUGAAGACCAUUAAGAGGAGGAAGAAGUCUUCUCAGGAAUCACCUAGCGAGAUACAGAAGGCGCCUGUCAAAACUGCACCUGGUACUGAAAAUAUUGAGAUAGGAAAAUAUGGUGGCCUUGAAAAGGAGGUUGAAACCCUUAAGAGGGAUAAAGCUCUUCUCAUGCAGCAGCUUGUAGAUCUCAGGCACUACCAGCAAACAUCUAACCUUGAAGUGCAGAAUUUAAUUGAACGGCUUCAAGUAAUGGAACAGAACCAGCAGCAGAUGAUGGCACUUCUAGCAAUCGUUGUCCAGAAUCCUAGUUUUCUCAACCAGCUUGUGCAGCAACAGCAGCAGCAGCGCAGAUCCAACUGGUGGAGUCCUGAUGGAAGCAAGAAAAGGAGAUUUCAUGCUCUUGAGCAGGGCCCUGUAACUGAUCAGGAGACCUCUGGCCGUGGGGCACAUAUUGUUGAAUAUCUCCCACCUGUCCCAGAAACAUCAGGUCAAGUAAAUCCAGUGGAAGGAGCCAUUUGUUCGGCCAACUCACAACCAGUUCCAAGUCCUGCAGUUGCCACACCCAUGGACAUGCAAACGUCUAACGUUGCUGAUACUCUCGGUUCAUCUGAGGAGCCUUUCGCUGAUAACUCUACUCUACAUGAAUGGGAUGAUAACGACAUGCAGCUUCUGUUUGAUGAUAACCUAGACCCAAUACUUCCACCAUUUGAGAAUGAUGGUCAAAUGGGCCCUCCUUUGAGUGUUCAAGAUUAUGAUUUUCCGCAGUUAGAGCAGGAUUGUCUGAUGGAAGCACAAUAUAACUCCAACAAUCCUCAAUAUGCUGAUGUCAUUACCGAAGCUUGAUUGGUGGUCCAGGAGCAUACUUGCAGUAACAUUAGUUCUUCGGUGACCAACCUCCGGGCGCAUCUGCACCAUUGGCAUCCCGAAAUGGCGUCCUCAGGGUGUACCGAUGAAUUAUGCUAACACAGAAGAAGAUAUAACUCUAAUCUGGUUGACCAUACAGAACUACCUUUCUUGUUCAAGGCACUUUUUGGGGACAGGGGACGCCUUUUCGCAGUUCUCGUCGUCUUACACUAGCGAUGGUUGCUACCAUCGAAUUCAUUUGGUGUAUAUACUGUUGUUCGUCUUAUAAAACAUGAGCAGUUUUGUACAUUUACCUUGCGUAUCAUGAUCGCAGCUGUGUACCUCUGCAUUGCAUUA